AUGGCUCCACUCUACAUUCUAGGUAAAGACCUGAGGAUAUCUACAUACAAAAAGGGCACAUAUGUUCAUGGGAAUAUUCCAAAAGAUUGUGUCGAUCAGUUUUCUAAACUGUUGAAAGAAGGCAAGGUUUAUGCUAUAAAGGAUUUUGCAGUAAUCUCACACUACUAUCAGUACAAAACCACUGAUCACACAUACAUGAUUAGAUUCACUCAUGAAACUCAUGUGGAGAGACAUAGGCGAAAGGGAUUUCCCAACCUCAUGUUUCGGAUUAAGUCUUUUUCGGACUUAAUGUCUGGUAGUGUGUCUGACAAGCAUUUGAUUGAUGUCAUUGGAAUAGUUGUGGAGUUCUACAGUCCUAAACAACUCACCAUAGCUGGUUUUCCUUCCAAACUUCUCGAUGUUUGA
Ipomoea nil (Japanese morning glory) is the source of this 405-nucleotide messenger RNA. RefSeq lists its product as uncharacterized. The record is from RefSeq and is a predicted model, not a curated record. The coding region runs from base 1 to 405 and encodes 134 amino acids. The transcript has 3 exons. Lineage: Eukaryota; Viridiplantae; Streptophyta; Magnoliopsida; Solanales; Convolvulaceae.